AUGCAGUUAACACAUCAGCUGGACCUAUUUCCUGAAUGCAGGAUUGUUGAUCCAUAUCAGAUACUUGUGGCAGCAAACAAAGCAGUUCAUCUCUACAAACUGGGAAAAAUGAAGACAAGAACUCUAUCUACUGAAAUUAUUUUCAAUGUUUCCCCAAAUAACAAUAUUUCAGAGGCUUUGAAAAAAUUUGGUAUCUCAGCAAAUGGCACUUCCAUCCUAAUUGUUUACAUUGAAGAGGGAGAAAAACAAAUAAAUCAAGAAUAUCUAAUAUCUCAAGUAGACUGUCAUCCGAUUUCUCUGAAAAAUCUUCCUGAAAUGGCUAAUAUUACAGAAGUCAAAAAGAUAUAUAAACUUUCCUCAUAA
Messenger RNA from Choloepus didactylus (southern two-toed sloth), 363 nucleotides. Its product is annotated as EKC/KEOPS complex subunit TPRKB-like. NCBI's taxonomy places the organism in Eukaryota, Metazoa, Chordata, Mammalia, Pilosa, Megalonychidae. Gene Ontology annotation, cellular component: nucleus; cytosol; EKC/KEOPS complex. The record is from RefSeq and is a predicted model, not a curated record. The transcript has 2 exons. Gene Ontology annotation, biological process: telomere maintenance via recombination; tRNA threonylcarbamoyladenosine modification. Bases 1 to 363 code for a protein of 120 amino acids.